This is a messenger RNA of Lingula anatina, 1322 nucleotides long. Its product is annotated as NADH-cytochrome b5 reductase 3. Gene Ontology annotation, cellular component: mitochondrion. Gene Ontology annotation, molecular function: FAD binding; oxidoreductase activity. The record is from RefSeq and is a predicted model, not a curated record. Lineage: Eukaryota; Metazoa; Brachiopoda; Lingulata; Lingulida; Lingulidae.
AUAAAUAGUAGUUCCUCUCGGAAACGAGACUUGUAAUAUGGCUGCGCCCAUGAAAAGACAGAUCUAAGGAAGAUUUUGGCGAGGAAUUCACAGUGUUCAUAAUAAGGCAUACCCGAAAGAAACCUGAAAAAGUCUAAGACACAUUUGUUUCAUCUGAAAAAUGGCACCCAGUACUGAUGUGCUGGUGAGGACGAUACCUGUCCUUAUUGGCCUAGGAGUUGUGGCUGUUACUGCAGUUCUAGCCAAAGUCUUCCUUUUUAGUGACAAGAAAAAGAAGGCUCCAGUAACAUUGGAAAACCCUGAAGUGAAAUAUAAACUUAAACUUAUUGAUAAAGAAAUUAUAAGUCAUGAUACGAGACGCUUUCGGUUUGCUUUGCCUUCCCCAGAUCAUGUAUUGGGACUUCCUGUAGGACAGCACAUAUAUCUUAGUGCUCGUAUUGAUGGUUCAUUAGUCAUCCGUCCAUACACUCCUGUGUCCAGUGAUGAUGACAAAGGAUUUAUGGACCUGGUGGUCAAGGUGUAUUUCAAAGAUGUUCAUCCUAAAUUCCCUGAUGGUGGCAAAAUGUCCCAGUAUUUGGAGAACAUGGCUAUUGGAGAUUAUAUAGAAGUUAGAGGACCCAAUGGAUUGCUGGUCUAUGAUGGGCGAGGUCAGUUUAGCAUUCGUCCGGACAAGAAGUCCCCACCUCAGAAAGUGAAGGCAAAGAAUGUAGGAAUGAUUGCUGGAGGAACUGGAAUCACCCCAAUGCUUCAGUUGGUUCGUCAAGUGUUUAAGGAUCCUGAGGAUAAGACCAAUUUGAUGUUGCUGUUUGCAAAUCAGACUGAGAAAGACAUCCUCCUGAGACCAGAGCUCGAAGAGAUUGCUGAGCAACAUCCAGACCGCUUUAAGCUAUGGUAUACCUUGGACAGGCCUGAGGAAGGAUGGGCUUACAGCAGUGGCUUUAUAGAUGCAGACAUGAUUAAGGGGCACCUGCCAACCCCUGGUGAGGACACCUACAUUUUCAUGUGUGGCCCUCCUCCCAUGAUAAGAUUUGCAUGCGAACCAAACCUGGAUAAACUUGGCUAUCCGCAAAAUAAAAGAUUUGCCUAUUAAUCUAUGUGGCUUCAUAAUGCAAGGUCACUUUUUUUUCACUGUUAAGCUAGUUAAAUCAUGUUGUUGUCAUUAAAUUGGGCAGAUGGAAGUGUCAAAGAUAUGCUUAUUGAAUUGAAUUUUGAAUUAUGUAGUAGCUUGAAAUAUAUGAAGUUUGAUUAAAAUAGUUUUGUCAAGGCUAUGGGUAGGUAUUUUAGAGUUAUAACAUGUGCAUUAAUGAACUUGUGAUAAAAAA